Messenger RNA from Diplodia corticola, 1134 nucleotides. RefSeq lists its product as uncharacterized. NCBI's taxonomy places the organism in Eukaryota, Fungi, Ascomycota, Dothideomycetes, Botryosphaeriales, Botryosphaeriaceae. The record is from RefSeq and is a predicted model, not a curated record. Bases 1 to 1134 code for a protein of 377 amino acids. The transcript is spliced from 3 exons.
AUGGCCGAUCUCAUUGCUGGCUCGGAAAUCCUCUACACUGUCCGCACGGGACUCUGGACAAACUGGAGCCACGGCUCUGUAUUCGGGGCCACCCUGACCCUGAGCCGCGACAACGCCAACCUGCUCAUCGCUUUUGUGGCAUUGUUUGUCACCGUUGUGGGAACCCCCUCGAGACGGCCUUUACCAUCAGCUUCAAGCGACACUCCGGAACGCUUCCAACGUCAGCUCUGCGCUCGUCACUCUCGUCCAACUGUCUUGGGCAUGGCGCGGCCUUGCGAAGGGCUGGCACCGACGACCCUUCCUAUCCUGACCUUCGCAGUGCUGUUCUUUGUCGCCUUUGCCCUCGCCAGCGGCUUCUCUUCCCGAGUUGCGACCAACAGCGAGGUUCUGAUCUCCAGCCCCCAUUGCGGUUGGCUCGAUUAUAGCCUCAACAUGGACAGCUCCGAACUCGAGACCAUAUACAUACCCUACACCUAUCGAGACGCCUUCACAUCGGCAAACUACGCCCAGCAAUGCUACGCCUCGAACUCGACCGGUGUCUUGACUUGUGGCACCUUCGUCAAGAAGCGAUUGCCUCUGAAAGUCCAGACCAAUGCCAGCUGCCCUUUCCAACGAGACAUGUGCAAGAGCAAUGACAGGAACCUGGUCCUCGACACCGGCUACCUGGACAGCCAUGACGACUUUGGGCUCAAUGCUCCGCCGAGUCAGAGGUUCAAGUACAGAAACGUCUUCCACUCGACAGGUCUCACACGAGAUACGACUACGGUCACGCAAUACUGCAACCCGGCAAUUUUACCUACCAGUACUCGAACGACUUCCUCUGGGAAUCCACCCAAACACACUUCACGGCGGCGGCGGCAUCGUGCAGAACCUGGGGACGGCGGCGCUGCUGUCCUCGCCGUCGGCACCCUCACCGUGGUCGCGUCGGUGGUGCUCGAGCCGGCGGCGGCGCGGGGCGGGUGGAGGGAACACGCGCGGCUGGAGUGGUGCACCAACGAGGCGCUCCAGCUACAGCGGCUCGCGCACGAGGAGGCCGGGGCCGCCGAUGGGCAAAGGGGAGCUGGCGCCGAGUCGAAGGUGCCCGAGGUUCGGGAGGAGGAGGAGGAGGAGGAGGAGGAAGAAGAACGGCAGUAG